AUGCUUAAUGCACCACAGGAGAUGUCAUCGGAUCUCCAGCAGAUUUGCUGUAGUCCUUUCUAUAGUGCUAGAUGCAUUGAUGAUUAUAAGGAGAGUGGAGAACUCCAUCGAUGGGACGGUGCCGGAGAGUUAGCAGCUGAUAGGUCUGGUGAAACAUUCUGUCUUAUCGUGCUGAAGCCAUUAAGGUUGACCGGAAUGCUCCAUGUUCGCUUCAGAGUCGUGGAGUAUGGAGCGUGGAGGACCACCAGUUUUCGGUACUGGAGCUUGAAAGACGCCUCCGCCGUAGUAGUGUUACUGUCUGCCAGGACACAGAUCAAUAGGAGCAAAAGUACAGAUAUAUAG
This is a messenger RNA of Morchella sextelata, 342 nucleotides long. RefSeq lists its product as uncharacterized. The record is from RefSeq and is a predicted model, not a curated record. NCBI's taxonomy places the organism in Eukaryota, Fungi, Ascomycota, Pezizomycetes, Pezizales, Morchellaceae. The transcript is spliced from 7 exons. Bases 1 to 342 code for a protein of 113 amino acids.